This is a messenger RNA of Octopus sinensis (East Asian common octopus), 1985 nucleotides long. RefSeq names its product monocarboxylate transporter 9-like. The record is from RefSeq and is a predicted model, not a curated record. Gene Ontology annotation, molecular function: monocarboxylic acid transmembrane transporter activity. Bases 265 to 1761 code for a protein of 498 amino acids. The transcript has 9 exons. Gene Ontology annotation, biological process: transmembrane transport; monocarboxylic acid transport. Lineage: Eukaryota; Metazoa; Mollusca; Cephalopoda; Octopoda; Octopodidae.
UGCCAGGAGAUUGGUCUAGUCCAUGUCUAACCUAAUAACGCCACCUGAUAUAGCUAAAUGAUAAGAAGAACAAUAAUAUUGAAAUAACAGUUUAUGGUAGACAGAUCGUUCGGAUUCUUCGAGAAACAACGAGAACACAGCUGAUGAAUAUUUCUAAAAAAGAAUUAAUUAAAAGUUACCUGAUAUAUUAUCAGUGCAAGUGUCAUGAACCUCUCAACAUAACUUCUGCUCUUCUUCUAAAUUGUAAGUAAAUUCGUUCCAAACAUGCCGUUCAACUUCGAAAAACGCGCCAAAGUUGUCAAAGACGUGAAAUGUUACCAGAAACGACCAGUGGUACCAGACGGGGGUUGGGGAUGGGUGGUGUGCUUCGCUGCAGCUUGUACGAAUUUUACAGUAAGUGGAUUGGCAACGUCUUCGGGAAUAUUCCUUAUUGGCCUCAGAGGAACCUUUGAUGAUCCAGUAUGGAAGUUGGCGUUAGUUGGAGCCCUGCUUGACGGACUUAGCAUGCUUGCAGCUCCAGUGGCCAGUGUGUUGUUGGUUUGCGUUAGCCACCGAACAGUGUUGAUGCUAGCAGGUCUUCUUGGUUUCAUAGGAGCCGUAUUGGGUGCGUUUUCCACUUCUAUUGAGAUGAUGAUAGCAACAUACGGCAUUAUAACAGGUGUAUCUCUUGGAAUGUCUUUUUUCACCUGCCAGAUUAUCACAGGACUCUACUUUGAUAAGAAACGGGCAUUGGCAAUAGGAAUAAACAACUGUGGUGGAGGAAUGGGUACAAUGGUGAUAAACUUGUUUUUCGAGUUUUUUAUCGAAAUUUAUGGACUUACGGGCACCUUGCUUCUAGUAGGAGGGUUGCUUCUGAAUGUGGCCGUUUAUGGAGCACUUUGCCGACCUUUGCCCUAUACCUACACAGAUGCUCAGAAGACGGCAUGUAUAGAUGGGACCGACCACCCCACGGCAAAGGAACUUCCGUCUUCAGCACCGGAUUCUAGCAACAGUGAAAACAUUAAGCACAGAGGAAUGAUAAACGAAGCAUUUGAUUUAUCGGACGAGAAACAGAAUACGGGGAGUCCUCUACCGGCAGAAAAAAGUGGCAUCAAAGAUGAAACCAUUAUAAACACGGAGAAACUACGUAAAAAUUCAGUUGUGGAAUGCUGUUUAAUUUCAAUUGGAGCUAAACAUUUUAGAAAUAUCGACUUUGUGCUGCUCACUAUGGCCUACGUUGCUUGGGUGUGUUCUUCGGCGUUGUACACCUUCGUCCCACCCCUAUGUGUUUGGGCAUUUGGAAUGAACCGAAGCACAGCUGCCAUGCUCAUGCUCUUUCUGGGAUUUUUUACAACUAUUGGUGAACUGUUACUCGGAGUAUUUGUCGAUGUGUUUCACUUUAGUGGCAAGAAGGUCUUCAUGUUCUCUCUGUUCCUUGUCACAGUUUGCUCUGCGAUGAUGCCUUUCUGUAACCAAUUCAUACUUAUGGCUUCGGUAGCAAGUGUCUUUGGCUUUGCGAUUGGGUUAGGGGUAUCUCUCAGACUGGUCCUCACAAUAGAUGUAGCUGGUUUAGAAGAGUCCACAAAAGCAUUCAGUAUUCUAAGUGUGUUCUGUGGAAUUGGAUAUUUCGCUGCCCCUCCUACCUUUGGACUGAUUUUUGACGUCACAAAAUCAUUUGUCGUCGUUUUUUACGUAGGUGGAACAUGCGCGUUCACUUCAUUAAUUUUAAUGCUUUUAAUUAGCUUUCGCGAAAUAUGCUGCAAAAAACGUCCGAAGAAAUAAAAGCUGUUCUCUAAUUUUUUUUUCUCUGUUGUUUAAACUGUUAAUUUCUCUAUUAAUCAAUAUGGUCGAUUUUUAAAAGAUAAACAAUUUAAGGUCUAAGCAGGAGAUAUAUAAUUCAAUGAUUGAAUCACUAUAAAGAUAUAACAAAUGUUAAAAUUACUUGUGAAAUAUCUCUCAAUUCAAAAUUUAACGUCUCAAUAAAGAUUUUCAAUUUUAUACCAUAA